AUGACCGGUCUCUUAGAUUGCUAUAAACCAUUGAACUCUGGACUUCAUAUACUUAUCGCUGAUGUUGAAAUCGAAGCGGAGUCGGACCAGGCAGACAUAUUGGUGGCAAGAUUUGAAGGCGAGGACGGGCGCGGCAAAGCGCAUGAUCGAUUCGGUCUGAAGCGUUUGCUCUGUGAGGUAGCACCAGGCAGGCUAGGCCUUGCGCCCCCGACCAGCACGGUGGGAGAACCGCCAACUGGCGUCUAUGUUGCGUGCAAGAUGCGAGCCUGGGACUGGGAGCCACAACGGCUCUCCGUCGAUUCCGGCUAUUUAGCUAAGGCUUUUGAGUUCCGAUGGAUUCAGAGCCUCUGUCUCCCGGAACCGCUCUGGCUUUUGGGGAAACACCUUGGAAGCAAUGGUGUGCCUCCCGCCGUCUUAAAGCCAUUUUUAAAAUUAUUGCUUCAGGGCCUUGAUUUUCUCCAUUCCGAGUGCCAUAUUAUACAUACAGAUCUCAAGGCAGAUAACUUUCUCUUGGGAUUCGAAGACUCUGGGGUUCUUGAGAGUUAUGCUCGCCAACAAGAAAGCAAUCCUGCUCCGUUUUGGGACGACGGUGGUCGUCCUGUAUUUCAGUCUCGUCCGGAUUUCGGGCAUCUGAGGAAAGGGGUAGGACUGGUUCAGAUCAGCGACUUUAGUGCUGCUGUUUUCGGCAACGUUCCUAAGCCUCAUAACCAUGAUAUUCAACCUCAGCCCUUUCGUGCGCCAGAGGUUCUUUUAAAGGCGACAUGGACAUAUAGUGCAGAUAUAUGGAACUUGGGCACCAUGCUAUGGGAGCUUCUUGCAGAUCGUGUUCUUUUUGAUGGGCUGGACUCCGGGAGCAGCACGUAUUCGCGAGUAAAACACAUAGCCCAAAUAAUACGGCUGCUUGGUCCGCCUCCACUGCAGUUACUGGAAAGGGCAGACCAAGGCAUUUGCUCCGAGCUCUUCUCCAGCCACGGAGAGUUCAAAUUGCCAGAUUUAAUCCCAUCUGAGGAAUAUAAUCUUUCAAACCUUACACCAUUUGUCCACGGGGAAGACAAAGGACUUUUCCUUGAAUUUGUGGGCAAAAUGCUGCGCUGGAUGCCAGAAGAUCGGGCAACGGCUAGAGAGCUGUACAAUGACCCCUGGUUGAACUUCAAGCCUUAA
Messenger RNA from Coccidioides immitis RS, 1161 nucleotides. Its product is annotated as CMGC/SRPK protein kinase. Gene Ontology annotation, biological process: protein phosphorylation; regulation of mRNA processing; spliceosomal complex assembly. The record is from RefSeq and is a predicted model, not a curated record. The coding region runs from base 1 to 1161 and encodes 386 amino acids. Gene Ontology annotation, molecular function: protein kinase activity; ATP binding. The transcript has 6 exons. NCBI's taxonomy places the organism in Eukaryota, Fungi, Ascomycota, Eurotiomycetes, Onygenales, Onygenaceae.